Messenger RNA from Volvox carteri f. nagariensis, 1035 nucleotides. RefSeq names its product pumilio family protein (gene puf2). The annotation marks the transcript as partial. Lineage: Eukaryota; Viridiplantae; Chlorophyta; Chlorophyceae; Chlamydomonadales; Volvocaceae. Gene Ontology annotation, biological process: post-transcriptional regulation of gene expression. The record is from RefSeq and is a predicted model, not a curated record. Gene Ontology annotation, molecular function: mRNA binding. Gene Ontology annotation, cellular component: cytoplasm. The transcript is spliced from 5 exons.
CUGCUCGAUGAGUUCAAGACCAACAAAACGGGUCGGAAGUAUGAACUACGGGAGAUCUUGGGCCACGUUUACGAGUUCAGCUUGGAUCAGCACGGCAGCCGCUUUAUUCAGCAGGCACGUGGAGGGGGGCUGAAGCUGGAGUGUGUGAAUAACGAGGACGUCGAUGCAGCUUUCGGCGAGGUGGUACCACGUAUCCUGCACCUCAUGACGGAUGUCUUCGGUAACUACGUUGUUCAGAAGUUCCUGGAGCAUGGCACUCCGCAGCAUCGGGCCUGCAUUUCCAAGGCCCUUCACGGCCACGUGCUGCAGCUGAGUUUGCAGAUGUACGGCUGCCGCGUCGUGCAGAAGGCUCUGGAGGUUUUUACAGAGGAUCAGCAAGUGGACCUCGUUUCGGAGCUGGACGGCCACGUCAUGCGCUGUGUACGCGACCAAAACGGCAAUCACGUUAUUCAAAAGUGUAUUGAGUGUGUACCCACACAUCGCAUCGCAGGGCUUCUGGACAAUUUCCUCAUGUGUGUGGUGCCCCUGUCAACGCAUCCGUUUGGUUGCCGUAUCAUUCAGCGUAUCCUGGAACACGUGCGUGACCAGCGUCGUCGCGCGGCAGUCAUGGCCGAUAUUCUUGGCGCCGCCGUACAGCUAACACAGGAUCAAUACGGAAAUUACGUAAUCCAGCAUGUGCUGGAGAGGGGUACACCAGAGGAGAAGUCUUCCAUUAUCGGCAGCCUGUCGGCUACCGUGGUGCAGUUGUCGAUGCACAAGUUCGCGAGCAACGUGAUUGAGAAGUGCCUAAUCCACGGGAGCACCGCGGACCGCGACCUGAUCAUCAAUCGCAUGCUUGGGCCCCUCAAUAUAAGCCCGAAGAGGGGCCCAUGGACGGCCAUGAUAAAAGACCAGUUUGGCAACUACGUGGUGCAAAAGGUGCUGGAGGUCUGCACCGACGUACAGCGUGAGGCCAUGCUGGCCAGGGUACGGGCGCAGCUGCACGCACUCAAGCGCUUCACCUACGGCAAGCACAUUGUAGCGCGCGUGGAGAAG